CUAUGUAUCCCACAAAUUCUGAAUAUGUGCAAGCUGUGAAGACGCUGGUAAUGAAGUAUCCUUUCCUCAAGGAUUGUGAGGGAAAUGGUUAUGGACCAUGCGUCCAAGGAGAGGAUUUAUUAUCCAUAGACGCCCACUUAAAGGUCUUACAGUGCCAAUAUCAGAAGAUGCAACCAGAUACCAUGGUGGUUCAUAACCGUAUGCAGCAAACGUUUGCUUGGCGGCAAAAAGAAAUUGCAGAUGGUAUGCCUGUGGAGGAUGUGUUGAAGAAGUACCCCUUCUUAGGGAUGCCUACUGGUCUGUGCAACGAACUCGGGUGGAUCCAACCAACAACGGGUAAUGUAAGCCAGCGAUUUCGUGAAGGGCUCUCAUGUGUUGCAGCAAAGGUGAUUGACCUUACACGAGGGAAAACCCCACUCUACCAGCUCUACCUUGAUGCAAGAGAGGAGGCUCUCACUGAUGACCUACCAGAUCUUGACACAAGGGCUGCACUUUUAUUCCUGCCAUACGUCUUCAAGGAGAAACUGGAUCUCUUUGUCAUACUUGGAGAGGUUCAUCCUAAAACCCCCUAUCCAACUGUUCAGCUACUUCAUGAAGACUGGAAACCAGUGUUCUCCAGAAGCGCUCCAAACAUUGUGAAGUUGGAUGGCAGUGAAGUGUGCAGAACCUCGUGUAUUUUUGAAGGAAUCAUCUCUUCUUUCUGCUUGUAUUUUGUCUUCAACCUUGCUUACCCAAAACAUCUGAAGAACACCCUGAUUUUUCUCCAAAAGUACAUUGUGAAAAUAGAUGAGGGUGAGGACCGGCCUCUGCCAAUCACAGUCACCAGACAAAUAAAUCUUCUGUAUUGACCACCAUGCCUCAGCCAUAUCAGUGCUCCAAAUGUGGCAGAAGAACCUUUAGUUUGACAAAGCUUAUUCAGCACAUAGGACUUAUUCAUUCCCAUGAUGCCAAUUUUGAUAUAACUUGUGGACU
Messenger RNA from Pelmatolapia mariae (spotted tilapia), 972 nucleotides. RefSeq names its product sterile alpha motif domain-containing protein 3-like. The coding region runs from base 3 to 848 and encodes 281 amino acids. The transcript has 6 exons. Lineage: Eukaryota; Metazoa; Chordata; Actinopteri; Cichliformes; Cichlidae. The record is from RefSeq and is a predicted model, not a curated record.